UGUUCUACCGCCGGAUGAAACUGAUGGUCCGUCAGUAUCUGUUGGCAUUUAGGAUGAGUCAUACGACAAGUCCCAUAAAAUCAAAUCCAACGACUGUUUCCCUUCAUUUCAUUCCCAAAAGGUCAUUAAACUAGGAGACAAAACACACGUAAUAUGCUCAUCAAAGUAAAGACGUUGACUGGCAAAGAGAUUGAAAUCGACAUCGAGCCAAAUGAUAAAAUUACCAGAAUCAAAGAGCGGGUUGAGGAAAAGGAGGGUAUACCUCCGGCGCAACAACGAUUGAUUUUUGGUGGCAAGCAAAUGGCUGAUGAGAAGACCGCUACGGACUACAACAUCGAGGCUGGAUCGGUACUACAUUUGGUAUUAGCGCUUCGUGGGGGACGGAUGUAAUUUCAAGAUUUGGAAUAAAUUACUACGGUGCGGAAAAGGAUAGGCAAUAUGCCUUUCUUUAUUUUGCAAUGCGGUAGAUCAUAUUUGAUGGGAUA
Molecule: messenger RNA, 485 nt
Organism: Spizellomyces punctatus DAOM BR117
Lineage: Eukaryota; Fungi; Chytridiomycota; Chytridiomycetes; Spizellomycetales; Spizellomycetaceae
Product: NEDD8 protein
Exons: 7
Coding region: 154-390 (78 amino acids)
Biological process (GO): modification-dependent protein catabolic process; regulation of proteolysis; protein neddylation
Cellular component (GO): cytoplasm; nucleus
Molecular function (GO): protein tag activity; ubiquitin protein ligase binding
Source: RefSeq, a predicted model, not a curated record